GACUUGACCACCCCCGGCCGGCCCUUUCUUCAUUCUUUCCUUCCUUUCUUCCUCCUGCUGCUCUUGCCGUUUCAGUGAUUAUUAGCUGCUGUACGUGCGUGCGUACAUUGUUCUCUCUGCUGACACCCAUACACGCUGUAGCUUCUACACAUACCAGUUCGAUCGCAAGCUAUAGCAUGGGGCUUCAAUCAUCGCCCAUGCUGCUGCCAGCGCCGACGGCAACGGCGGCCGGCGGCGGGUCACAGUGGCGCACGGCUGUGGCAGGCCCAUGGAGUUCCCGCAUCAAGAAGAAGACGGAUGCAGUCGCCGUCCCCGCGGCCGCCGGCCGGUGGAGGGCGCGGGCGCGGGCCCAGGACACCAGCGAAUCCGCCGCCGUCGCCAAAGGUUCGUCCCUAACGCCCAUCGUGAGAACCGAUGCCGAAAGCCGCCGCACGAGAUGGCCUACGGACGACGACGACGCUGAGCCGCUGGUCGACGAGAUCAGGGCAAUGCUGACGUCGAUGAGCGACGGGGACAUCAGCGUGUCGGCGUACGACACCGCCUGGGUCGGUCUUGUGCCCAGGCUGGACGGCGGCGAGGGCCCGCAGUUCCCGGCCGCCGUGCGGUGGAUCCGGAACAACCAGCUCCCCGACGGCUCGUGGGGCGACGCGGCCCUGUUCUCCGCGUACGACCGCCUGAUCAACACGCUGGCGUGCGUCGUCACGCUCACCAGGUGGUCGCUGGAGCCCGAGAUGCGCGGCAGAGGGCUCUCUUUCCUCGGCCGGAACAUGUGGAAGCUAGCGACGGAGGACGAGGAGUCCAUGCCGAUAGGGUUCGAGCUCGCGUUCCCUUCCCUCAUCGAACUAGCCAAGAGUCUGGGCGUCCACGACUUCCCGUACGACCACCAGGCUCUGCAGGCAAUAUACUCGAGCAGGGAGAUCAAGGUGAAGAGGAUUCCUAAGGAAGUGAUGCACACGGUUCCCACAUCCAUUCUCCACAGCCUGGAAGGGAUGCCCGGGCUAGACUGGGCAAGGCUUCUGAAACUGCAGUCGAGCGACGGGUCCUUCCUCUUCUCACCCGCGGCCACCGCGUACGCUCUCAUGAACACCGGCGACGACAGGUGCUUCAGCUACAUCGACAGGACAGUCAAGAAAUUCAACGGAGGAGUGCCCAACGUCUACCCCGUGGACCUUUUCGAGCACAUAUGGGCUGUCGAUCGCCUGGAGCGUCUCGGGAUCUCCCGCUACUUCCAGAAAGAGAUUGAGCAGUGCAUGGACUACGUGAACAGGCACUGGACUGAGGACGGGAUCUGCUGGGCGAGGAACUCCGACGUGAAGGAGGUGGACGACACGGCCAUGGCUUUCCGCCUGCUACGGCUGCACGGAUACAGCGUCUCGCCAGAUGUGUUCAAGAACUUCGAGAAGGACGGGGAGUUCUUCGCCUUCGUGGGGCAGUCGAACCAGGCGGUGACGGGGAUGUACAACCUCAACAGGGCCUCCCAGAUAAGCUUCCCGGGGGAGGACGUCCUGCACCGUGCAGGGCCUUUCUCGUACGAGUUCCUCAGGCGGAAACAAGCCGAGGGAGCGCUCCGUGACAAAUGGAUCAUAUCUAAGGACCUGCCUGGAGAGGUAGUGUACACCCUGGACUUCCCUUGGUAUGGGAACCUGCCGCGCGUGGAGGCCAGAGACUAUCUCGAACAGUACGGCGGCGGCGACGAUGUCUGGAUCGGGAAGACGCUCUACAGGAUGCCUCUUGUGAAUAACGACGUGUAUCUUGAGCUGGCUAGGAUGGACUUCAACCAUUGCCAAGCCCUACAUCAGCUUGAGUGGCAAGGCCUGAAAAAGUGGUACACUGAGAACCGGCUCAUGGAUUUCGGAGUGGCGCAAGAGGAUGCUCUGCGAGCGUAUUUCCUGGCCGCCGCUUCCGUCUACGAGCCGUGCCGAGCCGCGGAGCGGCUUGCGUGGGCCAGAGCGGCGAUACUUGCCAACGCCGUCUCUACCCAUCUCCGUAACAGCCCCUCAUUCAGAGAACGCUUGGAACACUCCUUGCGUUGCCGCCCCAGUGAAGAAACGGAUGGAUCAUGGUUCAACUCAUCAAGUGGAAGUGACGCUGUUCUUGUGAAGGCAGUUCUGCGGCUUACCGACUCGUUAGCGCGAGAAGCGCAGCCGAUUCACGGCGGUGAUCCGGAGGACAUCCACAAGCUACUGAGAUCAGCUUGGGCUGAAUGGGUCAGGGAGAAGGCAGAUGCAGCAGACAGCGUGUGUAAUGGAUCCAGUGCUGUGGAACAAGAAGGGUCGCGCAUGGUUCAUGACAAGCAAACGUGUCUGCUUUUAGCUCGAAUGAUCGAGAUCAGCGCUGGGCGAGCUGCAGGUGAGGCUGCGAGCGAAGAUGGUGACCGUCGGAUUAUCCAGCUCACUGGGUCUAUAUGUGACAGUCUCAAGCAGAAGAUGCUAGUAUCUCAGGACCCCGAGAAGAACGAAGAGAUGAUGAGCCAUGUCGAUGACGAAUUGAAGCUGCGUAUACGAGAGUUCGUUCAGUAUCUUCUGAGACUCGGUGAGAAGAAAACCGGCAGCAGCGAGACAAGGCAGACCUUUCUGAGCAUCGUGAAAAGCUGUUACUACGCUGCUCACUGCCCGCCGCAUGUGGUAGACAGGCAUAUUUCCAGAGUUAUUUUUGAACCUGUUUCCGCCGCAAAAUAAUGGUAAUGGUAGAUGUGAAUGUGAUAUGGAGAUAAGAGAGAGAGAAAAUGUUGAUAGUGGAAAUUGGCGUUGAUGUCGCCUCCACAUUCUUUACGCAAAAGUAGCGUCUGUUUUGGAUAAAAAAAAUCCAGUUUCUGUAAAUUAUAGAAUAAAUCAAUCGCUGUGUCCCAAACUCUAAAAUGUUAUUCUGUGAAGUAUGGAAUAAAUCGGUCACUAUACCUA
Molecule: messenger RNA, 2900 nt
Organism: Zea mays
Lineage: Eukaryota; Viridiplantae; Streptophyta; Magnoliopsida; Poales; Poaceae
Gene: CPPS2
Product: CPP synthase
Exons: 11
Coding region: 177-2678 (833 amino acids)
Biological process (GO): gibberellin biosynthetic process
Cellular component (GO): chloroplast
Molecular function (GO): magnesium ion binding; terpene synthase activity
Source: RefSeq, marked validated